AUGGAAUAUAAGACGCAGAAGGACCAGGAGCUUCUAACCUUAAUAGACAACAUUGAGAAGAGCUAUGACCCCUCUUCUGCCAACUACAAGUUCAAGUAUGUGUUCUACAACAAGGUUGACGGGCCGUUUGUGCGUCCUCUAGACUUUCCAGAAACCCUGUGGAACAUUUCUUUGACAAACGACCCAACUAUGAUGCCUGUGCUACUGAAAGGAGACGACAUUGAGCACAGAAAGUCUUUGCAAAUGGAUGCAUGCAAGAGGAUUAACGACUCAUAUGACUUUCUGCGGAAGAAGAUAGGUGGACUGCGAAUGAGAUCCGAAAAGCUUAAGUCGAAAAUAGACGGGUGCCUUCAGAUCUACAGAAAGAUUUUUGGAGGUGUUUACGGACGGUUCAAGAAAGAGGAGGGAAAGUGCACUUUGCUAGACCGGAUAUACAGGGCAUACCUCCCUCUGGAUAGGAGAGGGAAGCUCUGUGUUACAGAGAACAAAGGAGAAGUGAUGGACCUUUUGAUGGACUUGAAGGGAGUGGGUGAGAAGAUCCUAAGAGAUGCAGAUAGCACACUCCAGGAACGCCAGAAGCAAACAGUCAUACUGAACGAGUUGGAUAGGGUUCAGGACCUCGUACCUAGAGGGAUUUAG
Molecule: messenger RNA, 639 nt
Organism: Encephalitozoon cuniculi GB-M1
Lineage: Eukaryota; Fungi; Microsporidia; Unikaryonidae
Exons: 1
Coding region: 1-639 (212 amino acids)
Source: RefSeq, marked provisional